GGGAGUGUAAGAAGCUCCAGAUUCCUGGACAAAGUGGAAUCACUUAUCUCCUUAGUCACUGUCCUCUCCCCUAACGUCUUCCUAACUGGCAGGGGUGAUUCAGGGGUGACUCGGGCAUCCUACACACCCCGGAUUUUCUGGAAAUGGCAAGGGGCAAUGUGUUGCAUCCCCUGGGCACACAAACAAGUGGUAAGGGAGGGGAAAGGUUACAGGGGACCUGGCCACGGAGGGACUUCACUCCCCCAGUCCAGCCAAGGAGAGAGAGGCGCUGGGGGGUCUGUGAAGGGUCUGGGAGUGUGAGGGCUGGAGCUGCCUGGCUCCUCCUCCUGCCUCUACUCCAUCUCCAGCUGAGCUCUGCAGCCUGGCCCUGGGCCAGCAGCAGGCUCAGCAGGUCCCAGGGGCGUGGUGGUGACCAGUGGUGGAACCAGCGUACAUCAGCCAGGCAAUCAGGAAGGCAGCACAGUUCAUGAGGACGGCUGAGCUCGUGGCAGUCAGAGCGCAGUCAGUGCGGCCAUGAGCCCUCUGUUGUACUAUGCCCUGCCCGCCCUGGGCAGCUAUGUCAUGGUCUCCAUCUUCUUCCUGCGACGGCCUCGCCUGCUGCACACACCUUGGGCUCCUACCUUCUGCCCCCGCCUGGCGGCCCACCGCGGAGGAUCUGGAGAGAAGCUGGAGAACACCAUGGAGGCCAUGGAAAACUCCAUGGCCCAGCGGGCAGACCUCCUAGAGCUCGACUGCCAGCUGACUCGGGACGGCGUGGUGGUGGUGUCGCACGACGACAACCUGUACCGCCAGUCAGGAGUGAACAAGGAUGUGGACAGCCUGGCCUUUGAGGAGCUGCCCCUCUACAAGGAGGAGCUGGAGGUGUACUUCUCACCAGGCCACUUUGCACAUGGGUCAGACAGGCGCAUGGUGAGUCUGGAGGACAUGUUCCGGAGGUUCCCUCGGACGCCCAUGAGUGUGGAGGUCAAAGGGGAAAACGAGAAGCUCAUUCACAAGAUAGCCAGCCUGGUGAGGCACUUUGACCGCAAUGAAAUCACCAUCUGGGCCUCAGAGAAGAGCUCAGUCAUGAAGAAGUGCAAGGCUGCCAACCCCGAGAUGCCGUUCUCCUUCACAAUAAGACGAGGAUUCUGGUUGUUACUGCUGUAUUACCUGGGGCUACUGCCCUUCAUCCCUAUCCCUGAGAAGUUCUUCAUCUGCUUCCUUCCCACCAUCAUCAACAGGACCUACUUCCCUUUCUCCAGCCCUGUGCUGAACCAGCUGGCAGCUGUGGUUUCUAAAUGGCUCAUCAUGAGGAAAAGUCUGAUCCAACACUUGGAGCAACGAGGAGUGCAGGUGAUAUUUUGGUGCCUUAAUGAAGAGUCUGAUUUUGAAGUGGCCUACAAUCUGGGAGCCACUGGCGUCAUGACCGAUUAUCCCACAGCCCUGAGGCGCUACCUGGACAACCGUGGGGCCCAGUGAGACCCUCGCCCUCCCUUCUGUUUCUCUUCCCCAAUAAAUGUUUUCUUUUCA
Phyllostomus discolor (pale spear-nosed bat) is the source of this 1509-nucleotide messenger RNA. RefSeq names its product glycerophosphodiester phosphodiesterase domain containing 3 (gene GDPD3). The record is from RefSeq and is a predicted model, not a curated record. The coding region runs from base 514 to 1458 and encodes 314 amino acids. NCBI's taxonomy places the organism in Eukaryota, Metazoa, Chordata, Mammalia, Chiroptera, Phyllostomidae. Gene Ontology annotation, molecular function: phosphatidylcholine lysophospholipase A1 activity; phosphoric diester hydrolase activity. The transcript has 10 exons. Gene Ontology annotation, biological process: glycerophospholipid catabolic process. Gene Ontology annotation, cellular component: endoplasmic reticulum membrane.